Schistosoma spindalis is the source of this 423-nucleotide messenger RNA. The record is from the annotation of a GenBank genome assembly. Lineage: Eukaryota; Metazoa; Platyhelminthes; Trematoda; Strigeidida; Schistosomatidae.
AUGAAUGAAUCUUUAGAAAAGUCACAUUUACAAAUGAACUCUUGUUCAGUUUCUACAGGUACGAUGCGUAAAAAACCAAAGAAAAUAAUUUCAACAGAAGCUUUUCAAGCAUCUGUUGCUGAACGUGAAGCUUUAGCUGCUGCAGCAAAUUUAACUUUAUUACCGGAUGAACCUCCUAAUCGACUUAUUAAUGUCGUAGGUCAGGCUUUACGUCAUGGGAAAACAGUUGUGUACGAAGUAAUGAGAACUGCUGCUAGACAACCUGAUGGCGAAUUAAUACCUGUUGGUGGGUUAGGGACAACUGCUAGUUCUACUAAUUUGACUUCUCUUCAAACCAAUUCACAAAUUGAUGGAACCUUAAAAAAUCAUCAGGAAGGUUUUCUUUAUCAUCAUAACAAAACUUCAGUUACAGUUAUGAAUUAA